CUGAUGAAGGAUGUCGAGGCGUUAUCCCUCGAGAAGUACGUGGACGAACUCCCCGCAGGAGUGGUAGAGGGCAUCUCUCGGUGCAAAACUGAGAAAGAUGUUUGGAGUGCGGUAGAGGUCAUCUCGGCACUACACCGCCGUUUCCCUACAACCUUUACGCCAGCCCUUAUCAGUGCCUUCAGUGCUGCGCUAACCGCACCCUCAAAGGCUGCUAUGGCGGCGUUGAAUCAAGAGCAACGCGAGAAGGAGGAUACUGCCCGAGUGACACGACAGCGGCCUGUUCUGCGUGUAUGCGCUGAACUCGCCCUUGUCGGAAUUAUCAGGGAUUCACCAAACAGGAGCGGUGGAGAAUGGAUCAUGAAAGUCGUUAGGGAAUUGCUUUCAAACGAUCCGACACUUUCGUCCCUUCCCCUGCUGUCAACUUUCCUCAAACCAUAUUCUCGCCCUUACCUCGGACUUGUACCACCAUCGUCUUCCAAGCAAAUAUCCGCAGCUUCUGAGCCUGGAACUCUGUCAGAGGUGACUACUAAGGAAGCGAAUGCUAAGGAGGACGGCAACAUCUUGGCCAAUGGUUCCGCUGCGCCAGCGAUCAAGGAGGAAGAUGAAUUGGUCGAGAAGGACAUCCGCGAUCGUUUCAAGAAAAUGUGUGAGGGCUACUUCGACAAUGUCUGCAAGAAGCUCGUGAUCGAACAUAACAGGCUGCAAGAACAAGACAGACGGAACCACGAGGCAUACAUCCGGUCGGGAGAGAUCUUUGAAGACAGGCAACAGGCGUACGAGAAGAUGACCAAGAGCUAUGAGAAGCUGCUCGCAAGUUGCCAGACGCUGUCCGAGCUGUUGUAUCUUCCCGUGCCGAAGCUACAGACUGCGUCACACAAGGCCGACUCUAUUCAGAUCGGUUCUAACACCGGCAGCUUACUCGGGGCCGACUCAGAGUUGAAUGACGACAUACGCGGCGGCAAGUGGGAAGACGAAGAAGAGCGCCGGUUCUUCGAGGAUAUCAUUGAUCUUAAGGACUACGUGCCCCGCGGCGUGCUCGGCAUCGAGGACGAGGACAAAGAUGAUACGCACGGCGAAAGCAAGGAAGAGAAGGAGCAGAAAGAGAAGGAACGUGUCGAAGAGGAGGUUAGGAAACUGGAAGAAGAGCUCGCGGACAUGGAAGUGAACGACAGUGUCAACGGCGCCUCCGCUCUGGAAAAGGGAGACGAAGAAGAGGGCGCAGAGGACGAUGACGGGGCGGCCACACCUACUCCCGGGUCGCCCAAGAUAUCGCCCCCUGGCACGCCGCAGAUGGCUCCGCAAGGACCCUCACAACUGCUCACAGCCCUCCUGGCUCGCCUUCCAGAUACAACAAAUCGCGCCCUCAUCGACCAGGCGGCGGUCGACUUCGCUUUCCUCAACUCCAAGGCUGCCCGCAAGAGGCUUGCCAAGUUCAUGAGUCAGACACCGAAGAACCGUCUAGAUGUCUUGCCUCAUUAUUCGAGGCUAAUUGCGACUCUCAAUAAGUAUAUGCCAGAUAUUGGCUCUGAGUUGGUCUCCGUGCUUGAUGAUGAGUUCCGUUAUCUUCAGCGCAAGAAGAAUGUCGUGAAGGAGCUUGCAGACGUGCGACGCAAGAACGUUGCCUUCCUUUCCAACCUCACAAAGUUCAAGGUCGUGCCGCCGCACGUGAUCCUGCACAUGUUCAAAGUUUGUCUCGACGAUUUCUCAGGCACGAAUAUCGAAAACAUUGCGAUGCUACUGGAAGGCUGUGGGCGCUUUUUGCUGCGCAGCGACGAGACAAGGCAGCCGUUCAGCAAAAUGGUCGAGCUCAUGAGGCGGAAGCAGAGCAUGCAACAUUUAGAUCAGCGUCAGCUGCUACUCCUUGAGAAUGCGUACUAUCAGUGUAAUCCGCCUGAGCGCACAGCCAUUCCACAAAAGGAACGCACGCCAAUGGAGCUCUUCAUCCGUCACCUGAUCUACGACGUCCUCACGAAGAAGACGAUCGACAAGGCGUUACGCUUGAUACGCAAGCUCGAUUGGAACGAUCUGCUCGUACAGAAAACGCUGCACAAGGUGUUUACGAAGCCCUGGAACAUCAAAUAUGGCAAUAUUGCGCUCUUGGCGAUGCUUACGUACGACCUCCAACGGUACUACCCUGCGUUCUCGAUCGCCGUCGUCGACCAGAUCCUCGAGGAUAUUCGGCGUGGUCUUGAGCAGAAUGUAUACAGCAUCAACCAGAGACGAGUUGCGGCGUUCAAGUAUCUCGGCGAGCUGUAUAUCUACAGGCUCAUCGGGUCGAGUAUCAUCUUCGACACACUUUGGACACUUGUUACCUUUGGUCAUCCUGAGGGCAGGCCAUUACCUGGCCAACCGUGCCCGAUCGACAUGCCAGACGACUUCUUCCGCGUUCGACUCGUCUGCGUGCUCCUCGACACCUGCGGGAUGUGCUUCGAUCGCGGCGCGCAACAGAAGAAGCUCGACAACUUCUUGACGUUCUUCCAGCGAUAUAUCCACUGCAAGGAUCCGUUGCCAAUGGACAUCGAGUUCAUGGUUUCCGACUCACUCGAGGCGAUUCGUCCAAGGAUGACACUCUUCAAAAAUUUCGAGGAGGCUGCGCUGGCCGUCGACGAGAUAUUCAACACUGCCUUGCAGGACGCCGGAGUAGCCACUGGUGAAGACAGUGGUGAUGAAGAGGACGAGGAAGGUAACGAGAGGAGAGAAGGGCACGAGGAUGAAGAUGUCGAAGCGCCGAACGAUUCACCGGUUGACGAACGACCACCAUCACCGGAUACCUUUGUCUUGAAAGCUUCGACCACGCAGGAGAACCUCGGCCCGUCAGAAGAAGACACGGCCGAGUUCGAGAAGGAGCUCGCGAAGAUGGUCACUGAUAACGCCGAGUCGCGGAAGGUGGACAAGAAGACCGCCCUCGCUCUUUGGGACCAGACUGUUCCGCCGCCAGUCCUGCGCAAGAAGCGCGCCGAGGAUGCUGAGGAGGUCCAACCGAAUGCCGCACAAGAGCCUAGCGUGAUGAAGUUUACACUGUUUACGAAGCGUGGCAACAAGCCACAGACGCGCGAGCUCGCUAUUCCUGCCGAGUCUGCUCUGGCAGUCCAGACGCGUACAGCACAGAUGCAAGACAAAGUGGAGCAGCAGCAGCUGAAGAGGCUGGUUCUGAAUUACGAGCAGCGCGAAGAGGCCGAGGAAUUACGAGCCUUGGAGGCACGCAACCGCGCCGGAGCCAUCAAGAUUCGUUACGUCGGAUAGUGCUUAGCCACUCGGUUGCUAUCGCCCGUUUGCAGCGCCCAGCACGAUCUCUCAGGUUGAGGCCUUCUGGGGCUCCAUUGCCCUGGCUCAAAGCCAUUCGCAUGCGAGCAUGCAUCGGCUUGAUGGCUCCCCAAUGCCUCCGCCCAACAUGGCUAGUAUAGACUCGUACCUGCAAGUCCUAGACGGUCCGCACUCUGUCCCUUGACUGCACUCUUGUCUAGGAUGACUUCUCUCCCUCGGCGGAGAAUAGUAUACGUGGUUAUCGUGUAGUUUUCACCUUUGUAUCGUUGCACAUAUUCAGUGAGAAAUGUU
Messenger RNA from Phanerochaete carnosa HHB-10118-sp, 3555 nucleotides. RefSeq lists its product as uncharacterized. Gene Ontology annotation, cellular component: cytoplasm; exon-exon junction complex. The transcript has 16 exons. Gene Ontology annotation, molecular function: RNA binding; protein binding. Bases 4 to 3243 code for a protein of 1079 amino acids. The record is from RefSeq and is a predicted model, not a curated record. Gene Ontology annotation, biological process: nuclear-transcribed mRNA catabolic process, nonsense-mediated decay. Lineage: Eukaryota; Fungi; Basidiomycota; Agaricomycetes; Polyporales; Phanerochaetaceae.